GGGCGCCGCAGGGCUGGCCCCGCCCCUCCGCGCGUGCCCUGGCCGGUGCGCAGGCGCGGUGCAUGCUGGGGCGGCGAGAUGGCGGCGCUGAGCGUGGGGCGGAUGGUGACGGGGGGUCUCCUGCGCGCCCAGAGCCUGCGGCCGUGGCGCGGCCUGUGCGUGUCCGCCGCCCUCCGGCAGGUGCCCCGGCCCAAGGCGGAAGGCGCCAGGCCUGAGGGCGCGUUCCAGGUGACGAUGCUGCCCGGGGACGGCGUGGGCCCCGAGCUCAUGCACGCUGUCAAGGAGGUGUUCAAGGCUGCCAGCGUGCCCGUGGUGUUUGACGAGCACCACCUGAGCGAGGUGCAGAACAUGGCAUCCGAGGAGAAGCUGGACGAGGUGGUCGACUCCAUGAAGGAGAGCAAAGUCGCGCUGAUCGGGAAGAUCCACACGCCCAUGGAGUUCAAGGGCGAGCUGGCGUCCUACGACAUGCGGCUCAGGCGCAAGCUGGACUUGUUCGCCAACGUGGUGCACGUGAAGAGCCUGCCGGGCUACCAGACGCGCCACAACAACCUGGACCUCGUCAUCAUCCGCGAGCAGACGGAGGGGGAGUACAGCUCCCUGGAGCACGAGAGCGCCAAGGGCGUCAUCGAGUGCCUGAAGAUCAUCACCCGCGCCAAGUCGCAGCGCAUCGCCAAGUUCGCCUUCGACUUCGCCACCAAGAAGGGCCGCUCCAAGGUGACGGCCGUGCACAAAGCCAACAUCAUGAAACUGGGCGACGGGCUGUUCCUGCAGUGCUGCGAGGAAGUGGCAGAACUGUACCCCAAGAUCAAAUUCGAGACCAUGAUCAUCGACAACUGCUGCAUGCAGCUGGUGCAGAACCCCUACCAGUUCGACGUCCUGGUCAUGCCGAACCUCUAUGGCAACAUCAUCGACAACCUGGCAGCCGGUUUGGUGGGCGGCGCGGGCGUGGUGCCUGGGGAGAGCUACAGCGCCGAGUAUGCUGUCUUCGAGAUGGGCGCCCGGCACCCCUUCGCGCAGGCUGUGGGCAGGAACAUCGCCAACCCCACCGCCAUGCUGCUCUCGGCCUCCAACAUGCUGCGGCACCUCAACCUGGAGUUUCACUCCAAUCUGAUCGCGGACGCGGUGAAGAAGGUGAUCAAAGUCGGAAAAGUGCGGACGCGGGACUUGGGCGGUUACUCCACCACCUCUGACUUCGUGAAGUCUGUGAUUGACAACCUGCACCCCCACUAUGGGGCCUAGGACCAAACCCUCCCCCCCCAAUUAAAGGGUCCAGCAGUUCCCUCCACCCGUGUCCACAUGCUGUCCCCAAACCCCCGGGGAGGGGACAAGGGCAGCUUGUGGGGCGGCCGGUGCCAGGAGCCAGCGGGCAGCGAGCACAGGCCCCGCCCGGCCCUGCCCGCAGCGCCGCAGCCCCUCCCCGUCCCCUCCGGCCCGGGGUGAGCCCUGAGCCCGCCAGGAACCUGCAGCUUUAACCGGAGCCCGGGGGAGUUCAGCUGGGGAGGAGAAGCUCCAGGACACCUUAGUGCGCCUUUCAGUGCUUAGAAGGGGCCCACAGGAAAGGUGCGCACGGCCGACAUGGGGGGCUACGCCACGUCCCAGGACUUCACCCAAGCCGUGAUCGCUGCCCUGGACGCCUGAGCCCCCUGCCCUGCACCCCAGUAACUUAUUGCUUCCUGCUAAUAAAAAGUGGCCUCUGCAGCAUGGGGGCUGCCGGGCACCCCCA
This is a messenger RNA of Columba livia (rock pigeon), 1723 nucleotides long. It is a transcript of the gene IDH3B, whose product is annotated as isocitrate dehydrogenase (NAD(+)) 3 non-catalytic subunit beta. Gene Ontology annotation, cellular component: mitochondrion. Bases 79 to 1239 code for a protein of 386 amino acids. The record is from RefSeq and is a predicted model, not a curated record. Lineage: Eukaryota; Metazoa; Chordata; Aves; Columbiformes; Columbidae. Gene Ontology annotation, molecular function: magnesium ion binding; oxidoreductase activity, acting on the CH-OH group of donors, NAD or NADP as acceptor; NAD binding. Gene Ontology annotation, biological process: tricarboxylic acid cycle; isocitrate metabolic process. The transcript has 13 exons.